GGCUGAGGGUUUGAGCUGCCUAAUCUCUAAGCACGUCCCGGAAAUGGUGCAAUCCUCUGCCAUCCAGGUGAACGGUGGGCAUGGGAGGCGAACUGUGGGUGUGUGUGUGGGGGGCGGAUGCUUUUCUCCGCGUGGGGUAAAAUGGAGCUGGUAGCAUCCCAAGAAUCACAAGACCCUGCUCCCACCCGCCCCAUCUGCCAGAAGGGGGUUUGUAGCGGCGGAUACCUGCGGACAAUCUUCCUCGGCAGGGCGGGGAGAAAGAAAGUGGAUUCACCUCCGCGUGAGUCCCGGCUACCUCCGCGGCCUCUCCCGGUUACGCGCAAACAAAGAAGAGCCUUGGGCGGAUGCAGCCGGGCAUCCCUCGCCUUCAGAGCAUCCGAGGAAGAUGCACUCUGGCGCGGACUCCGCAUCCAAGGAAGGUCACCCAGGGCAAUGCGACGGGCGCGGAUGGGCGCUUUUGUCCACGGGUGGGGAACAGCUUGCAGUCAGCGGUCGGCUCCCCCUCGCUCGGCUGCGGCUGCGUCCCUGGUCCUCGUGCCUCCGAGGUAUUUUCUUCUUGCCAGCUCGCAGCUGGCGGAGGCUCGGCUUCCUUAAGACAGUUAAUUAUGCUGCUUUUGUGUGCAGGGUGGGUGGAUGGGGGCAGGGCUGACCAAAAAGCACAGCCCCCUGCCAGAAUCGGUGCUCUCCAUUGGCUGAGAGGGGAGCAUUUCCAAGAGCCUCACCAGGGGCAGAAGCGGAAAUGAUUUCCUGAUGGCGCAUCACAGAUUUAAAAACAAAACAAGGAACAAAUAAAUAAGUGGCAGCGAUGGCCUCAUUCCUUAGAUUAAGAGGGAGGGAGGAAAUAAUAUCCUCAUGGACCCAUUUCAUGGGUCCCUCAGCCGACCACUUACGAUGAGCCAUGGGCCGAAGACCGGGCUGGGUGCUGGGGAGACAGAACCUUCUCAGACACAUUCGCUCGGGGCCUCCGAGGGAAAGGCGCCCCCUGCAGGUGUGCGUGCGUCAGCCCCGCCCUGGAAGACCAUAGAAUGGUAUAGAGUUAAGAGGGCACCCUCUGAAAUCAAACCAUAAGUGGAUCGGGACACUGGCUCAGCCACUGGCUGGGGACUUGGUUGGGACACACACACCGCCCAUUGGAAUAGAAAUUUCAAAAGAGACUUGGUUGGUUUUGUACACUAAUGUGCCAAGGCAGCAGCACGCGUCACAAAGGAGAUGUUCGGGAAAUGCAGGUAGAAUGCACGGACGCUGGCUCCCCUUGUGGGUCUCAGACAACACUCUAUUCACGUGGCUACCCCACUCACUGUAUCAGGGUCGGUCCCCCUCCAAGCCAAAGGCAUAAAGGCAACCGCCCCACAGCAGAGAAGGAGAGCCCAGAGACUCCAGCACAAGAUCUGGACUUUGCACCUCUUGGCUGGAGGACGUGGCGCUCUGGGAAGAGACACUGAGCAGGAAAUCCAGCGCCCAGCCUCCGAUGACUUUUCCCGUCCCAGCUGCUGGAACCAGCUUGGCCGUGCAGCCUGCUCCUGGACUGGGCCCUGCCUUGAUCCCGUUUCCCGAGGCCGCCCAGCCACCCAGGCCCAUCACUCCAGCGGGGUAUGGCGGGUACCAGCCCCACCCCGGCCAGGACCUCGGUUACCGUGGCCAGCCCCAGGAGCCUGUGCCGGCGGCCACCACGGCUCCCUCCUACCAGGACAGUUACAGCUAUGGACCAUCGACAGCCGCUGGUGGCUACGAGAACAAACGGGACCCGCCACCUGCUGCUGGCCAGCCUCAGCUCCCAGCCAUGGCCACGGCCACGCUCUGCCCACCAGGGCCCCAAGGAGCCUACGGUGGCAUUGGGUACAACCAAGCUCAGCCCCUGCCGCAGGUGCCCACCGCCGAGGCGGGGCAGCUGGCCAGCACUUCGCCCUCCACCUCCACCUACCCCCCUGCGAGCAGCACCCUGCCCGCGGCCUCCUCCCUCUCCACGCUGCCUUCCUCAUCCUCGUUCAGCCCGGCCUCCGCCCCGUACACUGGACCAAGCUGCCCAGGCUAUGACACAUCCCUGUACUCAGCAGUCAGUCCUUACUACCCCCCGCUGCUCCUCCCACAGAUGCGGCCGCCCCCGCUCCCAAAGCCCGUGGACUCGUCCCUGUGGGGCGGCUCGGGAAGCAGUCCCAGUGCCCAUUGCACCGACAGCUUUGCCAAGAAGCUACCAGUUGCCACCAAGCUGCCGAAACCCAGGGGUGGCCCCAGGCAGCUCCCGCUUCACUAUUGUGACAUCUGCAAGAUCAGCUGUGCUGGUCCCCAGACCUACCGUGAGCACCUGGAAGGGCAGAAGCACAAAAAGAAAGAGGCGGCUCAGAAUAUGGGCCUCCAGCCCAGCAGCAGCCCACGAGGGGUGCAGGCGCAGCUGCACUGCGACCUGUGUGCCGUGUCCUGCACCGGGGCGGAGGCCUAUGCCGCCCACAUCCGGGGGUCCAAGCACCAGAAGGUCUUCAAGCUGCACACCAAAUUGGGGAAGCCCAUUCCCAGCAUGGACCCGGCGCCAGCGAAUUCGGCCCAGGCCACCAGCACCAGCCAGCCGGCCUCCACCCCCCUCACUGCAGAGAGCCCCCCUGCGGCCCCUGCCAGCCCCAGCAUGUGUGCCCCAAGCAGGCCAGCGCCAGCCAGGAGACCGGACGCCUCGAAGGCCUCGCACAUGGGGCCUCCUGCGCUGCCGGCGGCAGACAGCAGAUCCCCCCAGGCGAAACCGGCACACCCCAGAUCAGAGCGGCCCGGAGAACCGCCCGCCCAAGGAGGCUCUGUGGAAGCUUCUGGAACGUGCUGUGACGCACAGCCGGUGGGCCCAGGCUACGUGGAGGAGGUGUGCAACGAGGAGGGCAGAGUGAUCCGAUUCCACUGCAAGCUGUGCGAGUGCAGCUUCAAUGACCCCAAUGCCCGGGACAUGCACGUGAGGGGGCGGCGGCACCGGCUGCAGUAUAAGAAAAAAGUGAACCCCGAUUUUCCGAUUGCGGACAAGCCCAGCACGAGAGUUCGGAAGCUGCUGGAGGAGAGGCUGAGGAAGCAGCGGCAGCUGAGCAAGCAGCGUCUGGGGGAGCUGCGGCGCCAGCAUGAGGAGAUGAGCAGGCGCUACGGCUUGUGCAAGAGGUGGCUGGAAGAGGAGCCACAGGCGCAGGAGGCACGCUCGGGACGCUCACUGCCCGACCAGCAUUUACCUCCCCUCAGGAGCAGGCCCGGGUUGUCCACAGCCAAGCCUCUGCCCAUGAGGCGGCCGGAGUCCAGCGAUGACCGGCACGUCAUGUGCAAGCACACCGCCAUCUACCCCACAGAGGAGGAGCUCCUGGCCAUCCAGAAGGCCGUCUCCCACUCAGAGCGCGCCCUGAAGCUGGUGUCCGACACAAUGGCCGAGGAGGAUUCCGCACGCCCAGAGCCAGAGGGCGGGGAGUGCAGCCGCCCAGGCCCCUCUGCUCGGAUCCUGAAAGGCGUGAUGCGGGUCGGCCUGCUGGCGAAGGGCCUCCUCCUGCGGGGAGACAGGGCCGUGCAGCUGAUCCUGCUCUGCUCCCAGAAGCCCAGCCGCGCGCUGCUGCGCAGAGUCACGGAGCAGCUGCCCCUCCAGCUCCCGAUGGUGACAGAGGACAAGUACGAGGUCUCCUCCGACCCUGAAGCCAACAUCAUCAUCUCUUCCUGCGAGGAGCCCAGGAUACAGGUCACUGUGUCCAUCACCUCGCCUCUGAUGCGGGAGGACCCCUCUGCAGACCGAGAAGGAACAGCGGCGCCUCCGCCUGACCCGGGAGAUGUCCUGAGCUCAGAGAAGUGCCUCCAGUCGCUGGCUGCCCUCCGCCAUGCCAAGUGGUUCCAGGCGAGAGCCAGCGGCCUGCAGCCCUGUGUGAUCGUCAUCAGGGUCCUUCGGGACCUCUGCCAGCGCGUGCCCACCUGGGGGGCCCUGCCGGACUGGGCCAUGGAGCUGCUGGUGGAGAAGGCUCUGAGCAGCACGAAGGGGCCCCUGAGCCCCGGGAACGCCGUGAGACGGGUCCUGGAGUGCGUGGCCUCGGGGACGCUCCUGACAGAUGGGCCGGGGCUCCAGGAUCCUUGCGAGAGAGACCAGAUGGACGCCCUCGGGUCCAUGACCCUCCAGGAGCGGGAGGACAUCACAGCCAGUGCCCAGCACGCCCUGCGCAUGUUGGCGUUCCGGCAGAUCCACAAGAUCCUGGGCAUCGACCCUCUGCCGCCCCCCAAAACCAGGCCUGGGGCGCGCUUCCGGAAGAGGCCACGGGAGGCAAGCGAGGCUGAGGCCGAGGAGGGCGCCGGCCAGAGGAAGCGGGCCGGCGGGGCAGAGAGGGGCCCGUGUGAGCAGCCUCGCCUCCCCAACGGGACCUGAUGCCCCACCGAAUGGCUGCUUCACCCCUGACGCUGGGCAGUCCUGUUUUCCUUUGCAGUAAUGUUCCAUAGAUUUCUUUAAAGACACUUGUGCUUAAAUCAUUAGCAAAAUCUCUUCAUCUGGCGAUUUCAGCUGCGGGGUUUGGGGCACCGCGCCCCAAGGCCUACCUUCACCCGGGCGAGAAGGUGCAGCACAAUUUUAAACCCUGGCAUUUCUUGCUAGCUUUAAACUCACCCUGUGGCCUACUAAGGGUGUGGGUUUUUAAAUGGCUUUGUGAGGACACACCAGCCGUGCGUGGAUUUGAAAUCUCACGGGCAAGCCCCCUGGGGGUCCCACAUCAGGAAGCCUGUCCCCGGAAGGUAGGUUGGGAGGAUCUGGGGUGGUGGCCAAGCCUGAGAGUGUGCCCAGGCCGGGGUCCUCAGUCCCCAAGCCCAGUCUCCAAACACGCUGCCCCCUCCAGCUCCCCAGCCUGGAGAUGGCCCCGUGGCCAGAGGUCUGCAGGGACUGAGCUGGGCUCGUCCCCUAGCCCACCAUGGGAGGGCCACAGAGCCGAAGCGUGGUGAGCAUGCAGGCUGGGCACGCCCCUGACCCCCGGAGCAUCUGUGACCCCCAUGGCACUGCACCCCGUGCCACUCCGGGCCUUCUGCACUACGAGGAACAGCUCUGUAUGCCUCAUUUGAGGCUGGGUUUGCCUUGUCUUUCUCCCGUCCUCCUUGCAUAGGUGCAGCCAAUGUGGGUCCAGGGCCUGCCCCUUGAAAGUGGAGUCUGGGGGCUCUGCCUGGUGCGGGGCACAGAAUCAGGCGCCUUCUGGCACUGGUGGACAUGACGGCACCCUUGCCCAGCCCCCACCCCGAUCUGUCCAAACUUCCCUCUUUGCGACAACUUCUCUUGUCCGGCUGCCCUGUGGCACUGAAGGAGAUAAGUCCAUCUUUGGGCUGACACGAUCUUUUCUGGUCACUUGAUUGUUUCAAGCUCAUUUCUGUGUUUAAGGGACAGCCUGUGUGUGGCUUCACAUCUAAUGUCUUCGUAGAACUACCUGGAAGUUUGGGGGGUGGGGAAUAAACGAGAUAUGCCUGUC
Globicephala melas (long-finned pilot whale) is the source of this 5435-nucleotide messenger RNA. It is a transcript of the gene ZFR2, whose product is annotated as zinc finger RNA binding protein 2. Gene Ontology annotation, molecular function: single-stranded RNA binding; double-stranded RNA binding; zinc ion binding. The record is from RefSeq and is a predicted model, not a curated record. Lineage: Eukaryota; Metazoa; Chordata; Mammalia; Artiodactyla; Delphinidae. Gene Ontology annotation, cellular component: precatalytic spliceosome.